UGCAGACAAGGUGCCCGCGCGCGCUCAAUUUAAUCUCGGUACAACCUCCCAAUGAUUUAAUUUAUGAUGACCGCACUACACCCCGGAAGAAUGACUAAUGUGUACACUGUACAGUGAGCACGUUUGAGGUUCAAUCGGCCGUAUGUGGUUUUAUGUAUUUGAAGACAGACGGGAGAGAGAACGGAGCGGAGCGAGAGAGCGGGAGGUAGGGUAGAGUUCGUUAAGGGCUGCUCAGUGCGCACGGUUAUUUGACUUGAGGGAAAGAUUCGAAAGUCAUUUGAAAAAUAAUACAACAAAUUCUGCAUUUGAACAACGGAUGUUAGAGAAGGAAAUAUAAUAAGGAAUUCCACAUGGCAAUCUUUCAACUACACCGGUUCUCUACGAAUACCUAUUACCUCCUGUUGCUUAUCCUGCUGUGCACAGUGCAUAUUCUUCAGGGGUUCAACCUAGAUGUGCGGUUUCCUGUUGUCAAGGAAGGAAAGACCCCGGGAAGUCUCUUUGGGUUCUCGGUGGCACUUCACAAACAGAUGGUGGGAGAGAAAAGAUACCUACUACUUGUUGGCGCACCGAAAGAGAAGGCAGAGUCUGGCGUGAAGGCCAGUGAAACAGGAGAUGUGUAUACCUGCCCUGUAAACGUUGCCCAAUCAGAUUGCACCAGGAUGAACCUGAUUGGCUCAGACCCCGACCUCAUUGAGGGUGAGGACAGAGUGGAGGAUAUGUGGCUGGGGGUAACCGUGGCCAGCCAAAGACAGCCAGGGGGCCGAAUUCUGACCUGUGGCCAUCGCUUUGUGAAGUUACAUGGCGUAUUGAAGCUGCGUCAGAUGAUUGGGAAGUGUUAUAUCCGUGGUAACGACCUGAACUAUAAUGAAACAGACAUGCACUGGCAGAACCCUGAUCAGGUGUGCAGCCACACUAAAGACAUCACAGGCGAAGUCAUGUGCAACAUGGGCAUCUCUGCUGCCAUCACUGACACAGAGGUCAUUGUGGGCGCCCCUGGCAGCUUUGAGUGGCAAGGCAAUGUUCAUGUCUCCUGGAUGAAUCCAAAUGUCAUCUAUGACACCAAGAGAAGCAGCUUCCCCAACUUUGGUAAUCGACGGCACAUUUACAUAGGCUACUCGGUGGCAGAGGGCCGAGGCCUCCUCAGCCAGAGCCAGGACACAGUGGUGACAGGGGCUCCUAAGGAUAACAAGGAUGACGCCAAAGGCUCGGUCAUUCUGACUGUGAAGAAGAAGUCGACGUCAGGGGACGGGGACCAGCUGAAACCCUACCUCACCCUGAGAGGCGAGCAGAUGGGCUCAUACUUUGGGAACUCCCUAGCCGUGGCAGAUCUCAACAAUGAUGGUUGGAUGGAUCUGAUCGUCGGAGCCCCGUUCUAUUUUGAUCGGAAGAAGGAGCUUGGUGGAGCGGUGUACGUCUAUAUGAACGAGAACGGCUCCUUCCGGCAGAACUCCAGCAUCAUACUCCGAGGCCCUAGAGACUCUGCGUUUGGAAUGGCUGUGGCUGCCAUUGGAGAUGUCAAUCAAGAUGGCUUUCAAGAUUUUGCGGUGGGCGCUCCGUUCCAUGGAACAGGCAGGGUGUUCAUCUGGACAGGCAGUGCUGAGGGCAUCUCUCAGGAGCCCAGUCAGGUGAUUGAGGGGGAGGAUAUAGCUGGAGGUGGGUUCAAGACGUUUGGCUACUCCAUCAACGGAGGGCUGGAUGUGGAUGAGAACCGCUACCCCGACAUGGUGGUCGGCUCACUGGACGACCGCGUAGCCUUACUGAGGGCCCGCCCAGUCAUUCACCUCAUUAAAACUCUUGAAGUGACGCCAGAGAUUGUGGACCCUAAAGACUGUGACAACUGUAUGGAGGUGGAGGUCUGUUUCAACUACACACUGAGCACUGGGGACAAGGACUUCAGGAAGAACGUCACUGUGAAGUACACUGUGGAAGCCGACCUAACGCGGCACAACCACCGGGUCCGUUUCCAAGACAAUGGCCUGGACAGCUACACUGGUUUCUUGUCAAUGCCAGCUGCCAAAUGCAAAACGCUGAGGCUCGGACUAGUGAGUCCCAUCCGAGACAAGGUGGAGCCCGUAGUCUUCUCCCUGAACGUAUCCCUCCAUGAGGGGCAUCCCAAAGCCCGGCAGUCCCUGCAGAACCUGGAUGCCUUCCCUGUGCUCAGAGAGGGAAAGGCCAGCCAUGUCAAAAAGGAGAUUCACUUCCAGAAAGCCUGUGGCCAGGACAAUACGUGCCAGAGUAACCUGCACAUGAAGGCAGAGUUUGCCAAUGAAGAGCAGACACCUUUUCCCAGCCAUGAUGGUCACCAGAUCCUCCAGUACAGCGCCAGUGUCAAGAAGGUCAUGUUGGUCGUGGACGUCACCAACUUCCAGUCGCCAGGGAAACCGGCAGAGGACGCUCACAAUGCCAUGCUCAACGUCACCAUUCCCCCGUCACUGAUCUACUCUGCCUUUCGCUCAAAGAACAACAACCCAGCCAUCAAGUGUUCAGCAGAGGAUAUGGUUGUACUGUGUGAGCUGGGGAACCCAUUCACCAGCAACCAGAUGGAUCAGGUCCUGAUCAUCUUUCAGACGUCUGAGAUCAGUCUGGACACCAGAGAGAUUCGCUCUACGCUGCAGCUUUCCACGUUGAGUGAACAGAGCAAUGUACAACCGCUGCCUCUUGUCAUGGUGGUGGAGUAUACACUGGAGGCGUCUUUUGCACUUGCCCAGUACACAGAUCACACUCACUUCAGUGGGGAGAUCAUGGGAGAAUCGGGCAUGAAGACUGCCGGCGAUGUUGGAAGUCCUGUGGAGUUCACAUUUAAGGUGAAUGUUCUUGGGAAGCCGCUGGGUAACCUUGGAAACCUGGAGGUGGAGUUUGAUUGGCCCUGGGAGGUAGCCAAUGGCAAGUGGCUGCUGUACCUGACGGAGAUCCAGACCAAAGGGACGUCAGACUCUCACUGUGUGCCUCCUGGAGCCAUCGUCAACCCACUCAAACUCAUGUUACCAGAGAGCAAAGCCAGGAGGAGAAGGAAGCGAGAGGAGGGCUCCACAGAGGAGGUGCACCCCAGAGAACCCCGGGCCUCCCUCAAUCUGAAGGGAACUCGCAAAAAGUCCUUUAAACUGGACUGUGUCACGGGCACUGCUCACUGUGUGAAAUUCAUCUGCCCUCUCCGCAACAUGAACAACACCGCGACAAUCAUUGUCAGGGCCAGAGUGUGGAACAGCACCAUGCUGGAGGACUACAGGGAAGCGUGGCGGGUGACAGUGAAUGGCAAGGCCACACUGAAACUGGUCACAGACAAACCCACCAUCAGGAUGAACACUGAGAGCACAGAGUUCACCCUGAAUAUAGACCCAGAGCUGGGGGAGGAGUCUACGUACCAGGUUCCCCUGUGGAUCAUCAUCGUGUCUGCUGUCGCUGGCGUCCUCCUUCUGGCCUUCAUCAUCCUCCUUAUGUGGAAGUGUGGCUUUUUCAAGCGGCCCAACCACUUCAAGAUGAUGCCAAUACACCAGGGAGUGAAGAUUGGCAAAGAGGAGCGCUACCAGGUAAAUGAGGGGUUCCUCAUCGAGGAGCCAAACCCCAAUAAAAGAAAGAAGCACUGGAUCACAAACUGGACUGAAAUGCAGCAUUACUACUGACUGAUACCUUCAACACUACCACUACUCUUAUUGAGAAACUCCAUCUCAAUAUGCAUUGGCUGGGCGCAAGUCUGGAUUUGUGGACAUUGUUUGGGAACAGGACUGAUGGUGUUAUGACUGCCACAUUCCUUAUAGUGUACAAGAUUGAAUGCUCUGGACCAAAAUAUUAUUUUCUAGAAUUGUAUUUUUAAUGUUAGUUGUUUUGAUGUCAAUAAGAAUAUACACUGAGGCUACCAAACAUUAGUAACACCUUUCUAAUAUUAAGUUGCGCACCUCACCCCUUCUGCCCUCAGAACAGCCUCAAUUCGUCGGGGCAUGAACUCUACAAGGUGUUGAAAGCCUUCCACAGGGAUGCUGACCCAUGUUGACUCCAAUGCUUCCUACAGUUGUGUUUAGUUGGCUGGAUGUCCUUUGGGUGGUGGGCCAUUCUUGAUACACACGGGAAACUGUUGAGCGUGAAAAACCCAGCAGCGUUGCAGUUCUUGACACAAACCGGUGCGCCUGGCACCUACUACCAUACCCCGUUCAAAGGCACUGAAAUAUUUUGUCUUGCCCAUUCACCCUCUGAAUGGCACACAUAGACAAUAUACAAAUCCAUGUCUCAAUUGUCUCAAGGCUUAAAAAUCCUUCUUUAACCUAUCUCCCCCCCUUCACCUACACUCAUUGAAGUGGAUUUAACAAGUGACAUCAAUAAGGGAUCAUAGCUUAAACUUUUAUUCACCUGGUCAGUCUAUGUCAUGGAAAGAGCAGGUAUUCUUAAUGUUUUGUAUACUCAAAUGUGCUUUUUUGUAUGUGGAUUGUAAAAGACUAAUUUGAAACAGUUUUAGAUUUGCUAAAAGCGCUUUAUUUUUAUCUUAUGAUUUGAUCUUUCCAAAUUGAACCGACUGAUAUUUGCACGUCCUGUCAUUUUGUACUGUGGUUUGAAUAGAAAUGCUUUCAAAACGAUUUUAAAACGAUGCUUUUAAACUAGUAUGUGAUUUGUUUACAUUAAUUGUCUGAUGUAUUACACUGUAUGAGCCCAAGUUGAGUGAUGGAUGUAAAUGUGCCAAUAGAAAGUACAGUAUGUUUGAUCCCAGUGGCCUAAUUCUGAGGAAUGGAUCAGAGAUCGACUGAUGAAGUGGUUCACACAGUAGUGUUCCAAGGCACUACUGCCACUCCUGAACCAAGAAGAAAGGAACAUGGAGAAGAUUCAAUCACAGAGAACUGUGAGGUUGGGGUCAUUUCAAAACAUUCCAUGUACAUGUAUUGUAAACUACAGGUCUAAUGGUUUGGUCGUUGUCUGAUUGCUUUGUUUGUGUGUAUUCUGUAAAAUAAUAUGAUCAAUCUAGAAAAUAGAGAGUAGGACUAUAAUUUCAGAACUCUCUCCUAACUAUCAACGGCAUACACCAAAUUAAUUUGGGACUGGGAGCACUGUGCUUGGCUGUUAACUGUAUACAUGUCUUUGUUAGUAUGUGACAUAGUGAAAGUAGGCAUUCCCACAUGAAAAAAUACUAUAGCAUAUAUACUAUGUUAUAAAUACUACGGUAUUCACUCAAGUGUUUGAGGAUUUUACUGUAGUGUUUACUGCAGUAUUUACAGUUAACUAUCAUAUAAAUAUUGUAGUAUAUAAUAUAGUAUUUACUGUAGUAGUAUUACUGUAGAGGCUUUCUCCUUUAGGAAACCUACUGGAGCACUACUACAUUUUCCAUAACCUAUUGGUAUCUGAAUGGAUAGUAACCUGUAGGGGCAAAAUAUAUGGUCUAUAUUUGGCAUUUAGGUUUCAAUUUUUUUUCAGUGGCACAAAUUGCGAUAUGGGGGAAGGGAAUAGAUAUAUGCAAAUUAAAUACUGUAUUAUUUACUGUAGUUCAAAAAGUGUAGUGUUUUUGCAUACAUUACUGUAGUAUUUCACAGUAUACUACAACAUUCUAUAGUAAGUUCUACACAUGAUCAAGGGAUACUACGGUGUGUAGUAUAGUAUACUACAGUUUGCUUUAAUUAUAGUGCAAGUACUGUAGUAUUAUUUAGUAAGUAUGUACUGUAGUAAUUUAUAGUAAACUGUGAUGUUUUUUUAUGUUGGUUGCUUAAAAAAAACAAAUGUCAAGUGUGAGCCUACAAAGCUCCCUAAAGGACAGCUAUUAACAGCUGGUACGUGGUGUGGGAAUUGGGGGCCAAUUGCCUGAGUGCAGUUUAAUGCUGUUCUGUUGUCUCUGUUUGUAGUUAUUUGUAUAGCGUCACUGAUGCUUUUUUCUAUGUGUAUACUCAACCAUGAUGGUUCAAUUCAUUGUUGUUUUUUCUGUUGUCUACUUCUGUACCUCAUUUAUAUUAAAGUAUUUUUACAUGCUGUA
Molecule: messenger RNA, 5944 nt
Organism: Salvelinus fontinalis (brook trout)
Lineage: Eukaryota; Metazoa; Chordata; Actinopteri; Salmoniformes; Salmonidae
Product: integrin alpha-3-like
Exons: 25
Coding region: 351-3620 (1089 amino acids)
Biological process (GO): cell adhesion mediated by integrin; cell-matrix adhesion; integrin-mediated signaling pathway
Cellular component (GO): integrin complex; external side of plasma membrane
Molecular function (GO): integrin binding
Source: RefSeq, a predicted model, not a curated record